Messenger RNA from Polyodon spathula (Mississippi paddlefish), 950 nucleotides. Its product is annotated as apoptosis-associated speck-like protein containing a CARD. Bases 84 to 818 code for a protein of 244 amino acids. The transcript has 3 exons. The record is from RefSeq and is a predicted model, not a curated record. Lineage: Eukaryota; Metazoa; Chordata; Actinopteri; Acipenseriformes; Polyodontidae. Gene Ontology annotation, biological process: inflammatory response; innate immune response; regulation of apoptotic process.
CCCCUCCUCUCUUUCCCUCUCUCCAUUCCCCCCCGGUUCUGUACGCUCUCCCACUCUCUCUUCAGCCCAGCAGAUGAGCCGCGAUGGAUCUGACGGUGAAGGAUCACAUCAUAGACACCCUCGACGACCUGGACGACAACGGGUUUAAAAGAUUCAAGGAUAAACUGGGCGAAACGACAUUCCAGGAGCGCAAAAUCGCCAAAGGGAAGCUCCAGAAUGCGGGAAGCCUGGAAGUGGCGAGUUUGCUGGUCAGCACCUACACCAAAACUCAAGCUGCUGAGAUCACGGUAGCCUUAUUAAAAAGCAUUAAAGAGACGAGUCUGGCUGAGGAGCUACAAAAAAAGACGGCAGCCGGUAAGAUAAUGAAUAUCAGUAUUAAUAUAAUUAGGAUUCAGCCCAGCAGCGCCCCACCGCCUCGUGGCGGUUCGAGCAGACGCAAAGCUCAUGGGGCAGUUCUGAAAACACAGUGGCUUGCCAUUGAUUGGUUCUGCCUGGUUCUGAUGGCCUCUCUCUAUCUCUGUCUCCCUCUCUCCCUCUCUUGUUCCUUCUUCUUUGCAGGAGUGCAUUUUGUAGACCAGCACCGGGGAGCUUUGAUCCAGAGAGUGGUGAAUGUGGCCUGCAUUCUGGAUGCUCUACUUGGAAAGCAAAUGCUGCUCGACGAGCAGUACGAUGAGAUAAUAGCGGAGAAAGUUCCCUCCGUCCAGAUGAGAAAGCUUUUUGUGGCCUCAAGGGCGUGGGGAAAGCCCGAGAAAGACACCUUCCUUGAAGUCCUGAAGGCGCAGCAGCCACACCUCAUCAGGGACCUGCAGGGAGAAUAAACUGCCCCUUCGUCUGAUUUCCGUGGAAACUGAGCCGUCAGUCAUCGUGUCAGAGAAUUGCAGAUAGCUUUCCAUUUUUUCAUACAGUUUUAUUUUCCAUCGCCCAAGACAAUAAACGUGUUUUGUUUUAGA